Psammomys obesus (fat sand rat) is the source of this 1011-nucleotide messenger RNA. RefSeq names its product olfactory receptor 2T27-like. The transcript has a single exon. The record is from RefSeq and is a predicted model, not a curated record. Gene Ontology annotation, cellular component: membrane. NCBI's taxonomy places the organism in Eukaryota, Metazoa, Chordata, Mammalia, Rodentia, Muridae. The coding region runs from base 1 to 1011 and encodes 336 amino acids. Gene Ontology annotation, biological process: G protein-coupled receptor signaling pathway. Gene Ontology annotation, molecular function: G protein-coupled receptor activity; olfactory receptor activity.
AUGGACCCAAAGAAUAAAACUACAGCUGAUUUCAUCCUGCUGGGGCUCUUUCCCAGCUGCAGGUACCCAAACCUCCUCAUCUUCCUCAUCCUCCUCAUCUACACCCUGGCCUCUGCUGGAAAUUCCCUCCUGAUAUUCCUCAUCUGGCUGGACCCCCGUCUCCACACCCCCAUGUACUUCCUGCUCAGUCAGCUGUCUCUCAUUGACCUGGCUUACAUCUCCUGCACAGUGCCCAAAGCAGCCACCAACUACUUCACCGGGAGGCAGAGCAUCUCCUUCUUUGCCUGUGCCACGCAGAUAUUUGCCUUCCUCACCCUCGGCCUUGCCGAGUGCAUCUUGCUGACACUAAUGGCCUAUGACCGCUAUGUGGCUGUCUGUAACCCUCUGAGAUACACCAUUCUCAUGAGCCCCAAGGUCUGUCUGAAGAUGGCCGCCUCCACCUGGAUGGGAGCAGCUGCUGCAGCCCUUGUUCACACCGUCUACCCCAUGAAUUUUCCCAUCUGUGGCUCCAGGGAGAUCAACCAUUACUUCUGUGAGAUGCCCGCCAUCCUGAGAAUGUCUUGUGUGGACACAUCAGUCUAUGAGAUGGUGAAGUUUGUGUCAACCAUUAUCUUUCUCCUGGCCCCGUUCACUCUGAUCCUGACCUCCUACACCCUCAUAUUCCUCACCAUCCUCAGAAUGAACUCUCCCAAGGGGAGGAACAAAGCCCUGGCCACCUGCUCCUCCCACCUGACUGUCGUGAGUCUCUACUUUGGUCAGGCCAUCUUCAUCUACAUGACGCCCACGUCUGCCCACACACCUGACCAAGACCAGGUAGGAGCUGUGCUGGGUACCAUAGUGACCCCCAUGCUCAACCCUCUUAUCUACAGCCUGAGAAACAAAGAGGUGAUAGGGGCUCUGCAGAAGUGCACGGGCAGAUGCUGCAACCGCGACAGUGCCAGGUCCUCCUUCCGGUGCUGCUCUCAGAAACGGCCCGUCCUUCAUCUUAAACGUGAGCCUAAGUCAACCUAG